Drosophila obscura is the source of this 785-nucleotide messenger RNA. RefSeq names its product protein lethal(2)k10201. The transcript has a single exon. The record is from RefSeq and is a predicted model, not a curated record. Lineage: Eukaryota; Metazoa; Arthropoda; Insecta; Diptera; Drosophilidae. Bases 11 to 748 code for a protein of 245 amino acids.
AAAAUCCCAAAUGCAAGUCAGUGGAAACAUGCAGCUUGUCAAUUUCAAAACAAAAACAAAAUGGAUACGGAAGCAGCAUCGUCGUCCUCCUUUUCUGACAAAAGAACAAAUCCUGCAAAUGCUCAGUGAGGUGCCUGCAGGAUUUGUGGAGCCGACGGUGCCACCUUCUCCCGUCUUGCCGCCCUUUAAGAAGCUUGGUGUGCUCGUCGACGCGGAUGACAUUAUCGACGCCAAGGAAGCCACUGCGAAUAAAGGCCCCAACAACAACAACAACUACAUAAACAGCACACAAUCCUAUCUGUGUGCCGAGUGCCGUCGCACACUGCCCACCGCCCACCUGUUGGAUCUACACAUCACCGAGCAGCAUGAUUUCUACUUUGCCGCCAGCGUGGAACGCGGCGACAAGCCCAUGUUCACCUGCUACCUGGAGGAGUGCGGCACCAAGUUUCACACGCCCCGACAGCGCAAGGACCACUGCAUCACGGCGCACAAGUUUCCGGCCAACUAUCGCUUCGACCAGGACCACGGCAACGGCAAAACCAAGCACAAGGGCAGUGGCAAGAAGAGCGACGCCUCCAUGGAGGUGGACGAGGCGCCGGCAGCUCGCAAGAGUGUGCCAUACAUCAAAGCCUUCUGCUUCGGCCACAACACAAUGCGUACGUUCAACACGCGAAAGGAGCGCCAGUCGGGCGACACUCUGGAGGAUGUGCAGGACAUGAAGAACGCCAUCGACGACAUCCUCGAUUAGAUUUACAUAACUAUUUAUUUUGCGAAUGAAGCAGCAU